AUGGGUUUCUGUAGACGGUGCGGCGAUAUCGUCACUGGACCUAAGUGUAAAUGUGGGGGAACAGCAGUAGCACCUGUUGUUAAGUGGAAUCAGAACGCCGCAAAACCCUCUACGCCUGAUAGGUGGUCACAAACGUAUACCAAAGAGAAGCCCUCUUCACGCUCCCGCUCUGCAACGGUCGAUACCCCUUCUAGCGUUGCCUCAACACAGGCUACUUCGCGAUUUCCCCGUCCAAGCUCCACCAUCGGAUCUCGAGUCAACGAACAUAUCGCUUCUACGACCCAGUCACGACCUUCAUCGCCCCUCAAACACUCAUCCUCGCUCCUAGAUAAUCCGUCGUCAGGUAUUCUUCCAUCGCCUUACACAUCUGAACUAUCCAAAGUCUACGGUUCAGUCCUUCAACCAAAGGAGUCUCUUGACAGUUAUCAUUGUCACACUUGUUCUGCGCCAUUCCCUCCUGAUGCUACCAUCUAUCCUGAUCCCAGGGAUGAAUCUGGCACUCGGUUCAUGUGCCGUGCUUGCUUUGUAGUCAACGGCGGCUCUAAAGGUGAUUGCCCGGCCUGUCACCGCCCUGUUCUGAUCUUGAAAAGCGAAGGAGGAUUUGUCGAGAAUGCUGGAAAAGUCUGGCACAAGAGAUGCUUUCAAUGCGCUGGUUGCGGCAGGAACAUUGGUGAUAGCCCUAUGGUUGAUCUCUUAGGGCAGCCUUCAUGCGCGGACUGCUUUGAUUCUUGCUUGAAGAGGACACACGACAGCCCUUCUCUCGACCGGAACGACGGAGUGUCAGGAUAUGGUGGUCUGAGGUCUAGUAGAAGGCAAAGCAGAGAAGGAAGCCCAGCUCUCGAAGAAUUGGUGCAAAGACUAGGCAUCUUGAAGUCGAGAGAAUCUACUCCAGUCAAGGACGAUGCCAAACCUCGAACCAGUAUCGGCUUCCAGAACUCCUCCGUCAUAGAUGAUGUUUUCACGAGUCCCCGCGGAAGAGCAGCCUUGGGUUUUGACGAUGCCUCUCCAUCAUCUCAAAGAGUUCAAGUUAUCGACGACGGCACCCAUAUUCGACGACCUUACAACCGAUUCAUGACCCCUGAGGCUGACGAGGGCAGUCCUCGAUCUGGUGGUGGAAGCCCUAGGCUGAGUGGUAGCCCUAAACCCACGCAGGAAGCUAUAGAGGAGAUGAAGCGAAGAUUCCUGCGACAAGCCGGAUCACCUGCUCUGGAGCGAGACAGCGACUUUGCCUCGUCCGCAGAUAGCACGCCCCGGGCGACACCCAAGGCGAAAGCGAUGCUAUCAAAUAUCAAUACUGAAUCACCGACUUCCCAGAAAGCAUCGCCUAUCUCAAGGAUCCCUGUUCGAACUACGAACUUGUCUGGCGGACCCCCGCUCAGGAGCCGAGCGUCCUUCUCGUCUUUGAAACAGGACAUAGAAUCUGUCAUCUCUGUUCCAUCUACUCCCGAACUGUCAUCCGAUUUCUCUGAUACCACCACACAAUCUUCCGCACCCUCAUCACCUCCCUCGUACAGCCCUCCAUCCCGGCACGAUGGAUAUGCCAUAAAGUCGAGACCGUCACUCUCUGACAUGAGAAUAGCUACCCAUUACACUGGGGAAACGAUCAAGUCUACUUACUCUCUCAGCACGGCUCCGAGCUCUGUAUCUUUUCAGAAGGGCGAUCCUCAAUCCGCAUCUGGUCCUGUGGCGGACACUAAAUGUGCCAAAUGCUCAUUGCCAUUGUUCAGCGUGAGAGGUGGGGGGCGGUACGUCACGGUACCAGAACCUUCGUCCACUGGGGCAGCACCCAGAACGUAUCAUACAGAUUGUUUCAGGUGCAGAAUAUGUGAUGGGGUUUUCGAAGAAAAAGAGAAGGGACAGGCUGUGUUCGUCAGAGGAGUGAGAGGGGCUUGUCACUUGGACUGUGCACCCAAGGAGAAGAUCACUGUCCGUCCCCUGAAUACAAGCACGACUUAUAGUCUUCCCCUUGCUCCUGUCUCGACAACUCCGACCAGCACUCCUGCACCACCAAGUUACUCAAGCUCGGCUUCGCCAUAUUCAUCGAGUCGGUAUACUGCCCCUCCUCCGUCCGCCCCUGCCACGUCGACCUCAUUUCCUCGAUUCGGCUCAUCUACGGCAUGCCCUGGCUGCCAUCAGGCGGUAUCUCUUAUGGAGCGAGGGGUUGUACCCGGGCCCCAGGGCAUCCGAUGGCAUGCGACAUGCCUUAUAUGCGGUGGUAAAGAGGCAAAGGGACGAGGCGGACGCAGGAAAGACGGCAAACCGGGAUGCGGCAAGAAACUGGACAGUUCCGCGAAGCGCGACAGCGAGGAAGGGAGUGUAUGGUGCCGUGAAUGUCUGUUGCUGCUUCCUGUCUCUGCGCGCGCUCCGCAUGCCUCUCCCAUUCGUGCUACUCCCCUCCACACCUCCCAGCCUACUCAUACAGGCACCUCUUCGAACAGCACAGGAACGUUUGGACGGAUUGCGCCGCAGUAUACAGGUGGAACAUCUAUCACCCGCCAGCACACUGGCGGCGGCGCCAUUGCUCCUCAAUACACAGGUGGCGGUAACAUUGCUCGCCAGUAUACGGAUGGCAGUACCAUUGCUCGCCAAUAUACGGGUGGCAGCACCAUCGCUCGCCAAUACACUGGUAGUGCCACGAUCCCCCGUCAGCAUACUGGCGGAACAACUAUUGCUCGUCAACUGACCGGUCUUUCCGGAGGGCACGACUCAGCCCUGCUUCGUCAGUUGACGGGCGGUGGGCUCAGUCCCACAAGACAGUUGACUACCAGCCCUACGAAGACUAUCGGUCGGCAAUUCACAGGAGGUAGCGCAGCAGGUGGGGCAGUGCGACCAAGGCCGAAAUCAGUGAUUGGCAUGCGAGACGAGGGACGAGGUAUGUUUCUUGUCCGGCAGAUGACAGGCGGGGGCCUAUAACGAAACGGAUUCUGACAUGAAUUUACGAUCAUGCAACGAGUUUUUGUAUCUAUACCCUCAUGCUUCAAAAAUUCAUGGUUACUGUGUACGACGG
This is a messenger RNA of Heterobasidion irregulare TC 32-1, 3007 nucleotides long. RefSeq lists its product as uncharacterized. The transcript is spliced from 4 exons. NCBI's taxonomy places the organism in Eukaryota, Fungi, Basidiomycota, Agaricomycetes, Russulales, Bondarzewiaceae. Bases 1 to 2913 code for a protein of 970 amino acids. The record is from RefSeq and is a predicted model, not a curated record.